AUUACCGUCCACCUCAAAUGAUCCCACCCAUCAAAGGAGGGGGUCCGAUGGGAGGGGGGGGCUCGUCCUCUUCGUCCACCAGCCGGGCCACCACCACGAGGUCUCCCCCCUUCUACACCACGCCCAGGCCUCUCCUCACCACCUCCCCCGGCCAGCGGUAUCGGACCACCACCACCGUCCGCCAGCCCAUCUUGAUCGCAGCCGGAGGUUCGUCGGACGACACCAAUCAGAUUCCCGACUCCAAUCAGAAAGGCGGGCGCUCCCCUCCCGUGCAGGCCGCUCCCGCUGUCCCGCAGCCCCCCGCCCUGCCGCCCCAAGACUUCUGCAGUCCGAGGGUCAUGGCGGACAUAUCGUGGCCUCGGACGCAGCAAGGCCAGAUGGCCAAGCAGCCCUGCCCUGUCGGGACUCUGGGCGUGGCUACAUACAUGUGCGUGGCCCAUUUGGGCUACUGGGAUCCCCAAGGCCCCGACCUCAGCAACUGCACGUCACCUUGGGUCAACCACAUCAUGCAGAAACUCCGCUCAGGCGAGACGGCGGCCAUCGUGGCCAGGGAGCUGGCAGAGCAGACCAAAGGACUCCUGCGUCCUGGGGAUGUGCCCUCCACCGUACGGGCCAUGGCCCAACUGGUGGAACUCCUGGACGUCCAGCUCAGAAACCUCACUCCUGGGGGCAAGGACAGCGCGGCCCGCAGCCUCACCAAGGCUAUGGUGGAGACGGUCAAUAAUUUGCUCCAUCCGCGAGCGCAGUCUGCCUGGAAGGAGCUACCCACCAGCGAGCAGCUGCAUUCGGCCACCCUGCUCCUGGACACGGUGGAAGCGGGUGCUUUCAUGCUGGCCGACAACCUCCUGAAGACCGACACCGUGCAGGAGACCACCGACUAUAUCCAGCUGGAGGUGGCCAGGCUGAGCACGGACGGCAACCUCGCAGACCUGAUGUUCCCUCAGUCAGAACAACACGGAAACUCCAUCCAGCUGUCAGCCAGCACUCUCAAACAGCACGGCCGAAAUGGUGAGAUCAGGAUGGCGUUUGUGCUGUACAGGAACUUGGGCGCCUACCUGCCCACCGAGAACGCCAGUGUCAGGCUGAGCGGUGACUCAGUCUAUCCCAAUUACUCCGUGAUCGUCAACUCCCCGGUCAUCACGGCAUCCAUUAACAAGGAGAGCAAUAAGGUUUACCUGUCGGAGCCCGUGGUCUUCACUGUCAAACACCUGCAGCAUUCGGAGAAGAAUUUCAAUCCCAACUGCUCCUUCUGGAGCUACUCCAAGCGCACCAUGACGGGAUUCUGGUCCACGCAGGACUGUCGUCUUCUAUUCACCAAUCGCACACACACCAGCUGCUCCUGCACCCACCUGACCAGCUUUGCCGUGCUCAUGGCCCACGUGGAGGUCAAGAAAACUGACAGUAUGCACGACGUGCUCCUGGAUGUCAUCACGUGGGUGGGCAUCCUGCUGUCGCUGGUUUGCCUGCUUAUCUGCAUCUUCACCUUUUGCUUCUUCAGAGGGCUACAGAGCGACCGCAACACCAUUCACAAGAACCUCUGUAUCAGUCUGUUCAUCGCCGAGUCGUUAUUCCUGGUUGGGAUCAACAAGGCCGAUCAGCCGAUUGUCUGCGCAGUCUUCGCGGCCUUGCUCCAUUUCUUCUUCUUGGCAGCGUUCACCUGGAUGUUCCUGGAAGGGGUGCAGCUCUACAUCAUGCUGGUGGAGGUGUUCGAGAGCGAGCACUCCAGGACUAAGUACUUCUACCUGGCAGGAUACGGAGUGCCUGCUGUCAUAGUGGCUGUCUCUGCUGCGGUGGACUACAGGAGCUAUGGCACCGAUAGAGUGUGCUGGCUGCGGCUGGAUACAUACUUCAUUUGGAGCUUCAUAGGGCCCGCUACACUCAUCAUUAUGUUAAAUGUAAUCUUCCUCGGUAUUGCCCUCUACAAGAUGUUCCACCACACAGCCAUCCUUAAGCCAGACUCUGGAUGUCUUGACAACAUCAAGUCAUGGGUCAUCGGCGCCAUAGCCCUGCUGUGUCUGCUCGGCCUCACCUGGGCCUUCGGCCUAAUGUACAUCAACGAGAGCACCGUGAUCAUGGCCUACCUGUUUACCAUCUUCAACUCUCUGCAGGGAAUGUUCAUCUUCAUCUUCCACUGCAUCUUACAGAAAAAGGUGCGCAAAGAGUACGGCAAAUGUCUGCGCACUCACUGCUGCAGCGGCAAGAGCGUGGAGACCUCCAUCUCCUCCUCCAGUAAGACCACCACCUCGCGGACGCCAGGCCGCUACUCCACAGGCUCACAGGUGAGCUUACCUGCCUGCACAGCCGGACGCUACAGCACAGCCGACUCACAGAGCCGCAUCAGGAGGAUGUGGAACGACACUGUGAGGAAACAGGAGUCCUCCUUCAUCACCGGAGACAUCAACAGCUCCGCCACGCUCAACAGAGGAGCCAUGGCUAAUCAUCUUAUAACUAAUGCUCUCCUUCGUCCCCAUGGUACUAACAACCCUUAUAACACUCUCCUGGGGGAUUCUGCAGUCUAUAACAACCCAGCCGUGGGCAUGUACAACACCCAAGAGGGCAUCUUGAACAACGCAAGAGACUCCAGUGUCAUGGAUACGCUCCCUCUGAAUGGCAACCAUGCAAACAACUACAGCAUGGCCAGCAGCGAGUACCUGAGCGACUGCGUUCAGAUUCUAGAUCGCAGCAGCGGCUACGGCACCCACAGCAACCACAAGGAGACCACCUUGGAGAAGAAGAUCCUGAAGGAGCUGACUUCAAACUACAUCCCGCCUUACCUCAACAACCACGAGCGGGCGACGACCGAGCGCAGCCACAACCUGAUGAACAAGCUGGUCAACAGCAGCCUGGCCAACGGAGGGAGCCUGCCCGGGGGCAGCAGCAGCAGCAGCAGCAGCGGGGUCGGCGGCUGCGUGGGCAGCGGCAAAGAGGACAACAGUCCCAUGGUGCUGGACAACCCGGCCGCCUUCCCCCACGAGGAGAACCUGGGCCUGGAGAUCAUCCGAGAGGAAUCCAACGCGCCGCUCCUGCCGCCGCGGCCCCCUCCCCCGGACAGCCACCCGCCGCCGCCGCCGCCCCCGCACAGCUUCUCCCGCCAGCGGCGCAUUCCCCAGGAGCCCAGCGAGAGCUUCUUCCCCCUGCUGACCAGCGAGCACACGGAUGAGCACACGCACUCGCCCAACCACAGAGACUCCCUCUACACCAGCAUGCCAGUGCUGACGGACCUCCCCGACGGGCAGAUGAACGGUCUAACGGACGGCGAGGAGGACAGCUCCGGGGAGCUGCAGCCCUGCAAGAGCGCCACCGCUCCGGAGCUGGACGACGUCUACUACAAGAGCAUGCCAAACCUGGGCUCCAGGAACCACCUCCACGAGCUGCAGAGCUACUACCACAUGGGUCGCGGCGGCAGCGACGGAUACAUGGUGUCCGGGAGCAAGGACGAGUCCGACUCGUCCCCUGAGGAGCCGCCCGUGGACCCUUCCCACCUUGUUACCAGUCUA
This is a messenger RNA of Menidia menidia (Atlantic silverside), 3497 nucleotides long. NCBI's taxonomy places the organism in Eukaryota, Metazoa, Chordata, Actinopteri, Atheriniformes, Atherinopsidae. The record is from the annotation of a GenBank genome assembly.